Molecule: messenger RNA, 1550 nt
Organism: Linum tenue
Lineage: Eukaryota; Viridiplantae; Streptophyta; Magnoliopsida; Malpighiales; Linaceae
Source: the annotation of a GenBank genome assembly
CACAAAUAAAAGAGGAAACCCCAGCCAGAGACAAGGCUUGGCAAGAAAAAGGCAAAGACAUCUCCUUUUCAGUAUUCCUCCCCUCUGAAAAAUUUCGCACAAGAGAGAAGACCCCUCCCCCGUCACUUCACUUCUCUGUCUCCCCAGCCUUGACUCUACUCUACUCUACUUACCACAGUCAAAGCAGAUAAGAAGGCCAAAACUGCAAAAAAAGAGAAAAAGAUAAACGAAAAACAGAGAGAAAAACAGGGCAGGUUAGUGGUGUGAGAGAAGUAUAAUAAGUGAGUAAAAGGGGGUGGGAGGAGAAGGAGGAAGUUAGCAAGAAAGUGAAGAGAGGGAAUGCAGCAGCACCUGAUGCAGAUGCAGCCCAUGAUGGCAGCCUAUUACCCCAACAACGUCACUACCGAUCACAUUCAACAGAACUUUCUGGUUUUGUUUUCCAUAUUACUUCAGUAUCUGGAUGAGAACAAGUCUUUGAUCUUGAAGAUAGUUGAGAGUCAGAACUCGGGAAAACUCAGCGAGUGUGCAGAGAACCAAGCGAGGUUACAGCGAAACCUCAUGUACCUAGCUGCAAUUGCUGACUCUCAACCUCAGCCACCAACUAUGCACUCCCAGUUCCCGUCUAGUGGGAUUGUGCAGCCAGGGAUGCACUAUAUGCAGCAGCAGCAGCAACAAGCUCAGCAGAUGACACCACAGGCACUCAUGGCUGCAAGGUCCUCAAUGAUGUACAGCCAACAGCAGCCAUACAUGUCUCUCCAACAGCAGCAGACGUUGAACAGCCAGCUGGGGAUGAGUGGCGGCAGUGGGACCUCAGGGGGUUUGCACAUGAUGCAGAGCGAGUCCAGCAAUGCAGGAGGCAGCAGUGGGAGUGGUGGUCUUGGUUUUCCUGAUUUCAGCCGAGACGGUAGAGGAAUGGGUGGUGGUGGGAGCAGCAAGCAAGAGAUGGGGAGCGCUGGCUCGAGCGAAGGGAGGGGUGGGAGCUCUGGUGGUGGUGGUGGAGAUGGUGGGGAGACUCUUUACUUGAAGUCGAACGACGAUGGGAACUGAGGACGAUGGAGUUCAGAUGGUAAGAGAAGAUGAUCUUGGAGUGAUGGAAGCUGAAGAACUUGUUAGUGAAGCAGGCAGUUGAUGAGUCAGGAAGUAGGUAGGUAGCUAGCUAGUAGAAUGUUGGGGGAGCAAAGGAGGUGUAGUCUUGCUAGUUGUUAGUGUAAUGGGAGAGGAAGAACUUUGAUAUAUGUAUGGGAUGGUGGAGGCCAACUUCCGUUCUAGGGGGAACCUAGUGGCUAGUUGGAUGAGUCAAUUUCAGUUGGUAACUUCUUUUAAAAAUUGUGGUUCGGAGACUAGAUUCUUGUUGGUUGUGUUUGUCUUUUGUGUAUCUGUAGGCCUCUUCUCCUCUGGUACGUAUGCAUCACCACCAUCGUUUCUUCUUCCUGUCUUUGUUUCUGUGAUAUACGCCCAAGGAGGAAUGGGCCUUAGAUCACACAUCUUGCAACUGUUGGGCCGACCACAAGGUUAUCAAAUUGGUUUAUAGUUUAUACUUGGUUUAACAA